UCAACUAUUGAAACAAAAGCUUAAGAAAAUUUAGAGAAAACAAACACGAAAUCUACAGAUAACUUUGGCUUAUACGACCUUUCGAAAGAAACCACCCAUUAACAAAUUUUGUUGAUAAACAGCGCAGUGCAGGAAAAAAAAAUGAUCGACCGAUUUUCAGUUCAACAAAAAAGUGGAAAUUGUGACUGAAUUUUCCUGUUUCUAUCGGUUCCGUCAUGACGACGUUCAACCUGACCAAGUUCCCGGACGUUUGCCGGGUAUGCCUGAAGCCGGAAUCGAAGGUGUUCAUGAUUCCGUUGGAGGCAUCUUUGACCAAUUCCGCAGCGCUCACCGUGGGCCAAUUUCUGGAUGAAUUCACCUUCCCGGUGCCGGACUCGAAAAACAUUCAGCUCCCGAAAUGCGUUUGUACCGGGUGUCUGGAGGAGCUGGAGCGGAUUUCUGGUUUCCGAUGCAAGCUGCUGUUGAGUCUAAAGUUUAUGGAAGCCUUGGUAGAUCUCAAAUCUUCUAAUACCGAGCCCAUGCAGCUGUUGUUUCAAGACCGGAAGCUGGAACUUGAUGGCCUGUUUCGGGAACUGGCUUUGUGCAAUCGCGAUGAGGUGACCCUCGAUGAUUUGCUGGAUGAAUUCAAUCAGUUCGAAUUUGCUUCCAGCGUUUUGGAGUUGGUUCCGAUCAAGGAAGAAGUAUUUUACGAAACGAAAAGUGAGGACGAUUCGGUUUCUAACACCAACGAGGACGCGCCAGAUGACUGCAACAAUGAUCCUGAUUAUGAUUCCGGCGAUGAUUCUGAUGAAGAUGUAAAACCUGAGGUCAUUUACGUAUCGGAACCGGCUAAACGGUUACGCAGAUCGCGCAAAGAUAGAAAAUACAGCUCAACUUCCGAAUCAAAAUCACCUCAAGGGAGAAAAGGAGAAAAGAAAGGACGCGGUCGUCCCAGAAUUCAUCCGGAGGGUUCGUUUCUCAAAGUGCCAUGGUCUUGCGAUAAGUGUAAAUUUAAAACCAAGUACCGCAUAGCUGUUGACCGGCACAAAGCGGUCCAUCAGAAGCGUGAGAAUCGAGUUUAUCCAUGCGUCGAAUGUGGAGAAACUUUUAAAACCUAUGAUGAAAUGAAAAGCCAUUCGUUGAUACACCCGGAAAAUCACGUCGUUUGUGAGGUCUGUGGAGUGGCGCUUAAGAACGCCUACUCGCUGAAAGCUCACAUGGAACGCCAUGAGGACAGCCGAAAAUACUCGUGCGAGUAUUGUGACUAUUCAGCGAACACGAAACUUUCACUCAAAUCUCACAUGAACAUUCAUACCCAGGACAACAAAACCAAACAUUGCGAAGUUUGUGGUGUAGCAUUUAGGACUACCAGUCGAUUGAAACGACACAUGGAGGGACACGAAAAUGAGCGAAAGUAUGCCUGUGAACAGUGUCCGGCACGUUUCAACACUACCAACGCGUUACGCAAUCACCACAUUCGGGUGCACAUGGCUAUACGGCAUCCCUGCGAACACUGCGACAAAACGUUCGAUCAGAAAAUUGCCCUACGGGAUCAUGUUGAACGAGUUCAUCACAUACAGACCAACUUUGUGUGCGAAAUCUGUGUCGUUACCUUCGACAGUCAGGAAAAACUGGACGUACAUCACCAGCGCCAUUCUAACCCAAAACCUCUGGAGUGCAGUAUUUGUCUCACCCUGCACAAAACACAACCGGAACUUGACGGGCAUUUGUGCAUAUCGUACCGAGCUGAUUACCUCUGCUGCGGUAAGGAUCUCCGGAAUCAUGUGCAAUACAACCGGCACAUGGCGACCAAGCACGGGCUUAAGACGAACGAUCGGGUCAAACCUAUUCCGGGGGUGUUGCUGGGGCAGAUGCGAGGGGCCCGGAAGCGACUGGAGCAGUGUCGCAAGUGCGAUAUUGCGUUUCCAUCGCGAGCGCUCAAGUUGCAACACUUGGCCGUCUGCAAUGGGGGAGGAAGUGGUAAUAGUGGGGGAAGUAGUCAACCGCAAAAUUCGGGCGAUCCUUCGAUUAUGAUCGGCGGAAUGUCGGGUGAAAUGAAGAUAGAUCCAGGAAUGUCUAGCUAUUAGGAUAGGAACAAUGAACCGUACUACAGCUGGACUUUCAGACUGAUACAAACUUUUCAAUGUCAUUUCGUUUUUCACAGACUUUUCACGAUAGGGGCAGCUUUGGAAUGCUUUUAAGGCUGUUAACCUUUCUAUAAGACCCUCAUCAUUAUUGGACCGUUUUCGUUUUUCGUUCAGUUUUGCAUCGAUGCACUACCGGUAGUGCAGUUUAUGCUGUCUUCGUGCUCGUUUUCACGAUGAAUGGUCCACUGGUAGGGCACCAUAAUGGCGACGGUGGCACACUCUGAAAAUAUUCAGUGUUACUUGCCCUCACUAAUACUAUCGUGAAUUUUGAAAGGUCGUGCUUUCCAAUGCCAACAAAUUGUAUGGAAGUGAAAACAAAUAUCAGCUGGUGAUGGAUUUCUACGAUUUCCACAGCUUGGUGUUUACAUUUGGCACUAUCGAUAUCACGCACACCAACCAUAAGUGAGGGCAAACUAGAUUUAUGCCCGUUUUUGCCCAAGUGUGAAAACGAAUACGGUAUAAGUAUCACUUUGAUAUUUUCUUAAUACUUACUACCAGAAAUGGACCUUCGUCUCAUCUCGUAGAGCUUGAUUCACAAGUUGAACAUACCAUAUUUGAAGCUUUCCGAAUAUGCUAACCUAACAUGGAACUACUCAACCCAAUGAAAAGGCUCCGAAAGUUAUUUAUCCGAAAUAGCCAUGAUUAUUGUAACACUAAUUUCCUAAUCAAGGUCUGCAACACAAGUUAAUCU
Molecule: messenger RNA, 2817 nt
Organism: Uranotaenia lowii
Lineage: Eukaryota; Metazoa; Arthropoda; Insecta; Diptera; Culicidae
Product: zinc finger protein 19-like
Exons: 4
Coding region: 216-2066 (616 amino acids)
Biological process (GO): regulation of transcription by RNA polymerase II
Cellular component (GO): nucleus
Molecular function (GO): DNA-binding transcription factor activity; RNA polymerase II cis-regulatory region sequence-specific DNA binding; zinc ion binding
Source: RefSeq, a predicted model, not a curated record